AUGUUUCGUAAGGUUUCUGAAACCGUGAUUCUCAUACUUCUCAUCAAUUACUUGACUGAAAUCGAUGUUUCAUUCGCGCAAUACUCCCAUGAGUAUUCUGAGUCCCAUGAAUCUCCCGACAGCUACCUCAGACCUCACAACGCAGCCCGAGCCGCAGCAAGAGUCAAGCCUCUUAGAUGGGACUUCGCUUUAGCCUCUGUGGCUCAGGACUACGCAAACCAACUAGCCUCCGGUCCCUGCAGUCUCGAACAUUCCUCUGGACCAUAUGGAGAGAACCUUGCAUUAGGCAGUGGAGACAUGUCCGCGGCUCAAGCGGUUGCAAUGUGGAUGGAUGAGAAGUCGUAUUAUGAUUAUUACUCAAACUCGUGCCACGGUCCAGCUUGUGGACACUACACGCAGAUCGUAUGGCGUGGCACAGCAAGGCUCGGUUGUGGUAAGGCUACGUGUGGUAGUGGUGCAAGUAUUAUUGUGUGUAACUAUGACCCUGCAGGCAAUUAUAUUGGAACUAAACCAUAUUGA
Molecule: messenger RNA, 519 nt
Organism: Arabis nemorensis
Lineage: Eukaryota; Viridiplantae; Streptophyta; Magnoliopsida; Brassicales; Brassicaceae
Source: the annotation of a GenBank genome assembly